AUGCAUUCAUUGAACAAGCAAUUGAAGGAAAUUCGAAUUUCCACUGCCGAAUCGCCGAGCCAAGACAGAGUUUUGAAGAGUUGCGAAGUCGAUGUGAUCACCAACUUCUGGUCGAUUCAAAUCGAGAAAAACACAAUCGUAUACAGAUAUGAUGUUGGAAUCGAGGUAUACGGAGUCAACAUCCGGUACGAAGGUUCGCAGAAACGCGAAAAACCAUUCACGGCGUCUUUAAUUGGACGCAAAACAGACGACUGUCUGGCUACAGAAAGACACAAAAUUUGUCAGGCAGUCUUAUGGAAGGCCCUCGACACACAUCGAGUCAUCAAAGAUGGCACUGCCCGAGUUUACGACUGCGCCAGCUCGCUCUACACGUCAAACAGAAUCGACGCAUUCGAUUCCGUGAAAACCAUGCAGAUGUCAGUGGCCGUCGGCGACCUUCCAAAAUCCAUCCAAAAUCUGAUUCGCCACUCAAAUCCGAGCGAGUUCAUGGUUACGAUCGUGCCGAACGCGAGCAUCCCUUAUUUUGAUAUUUCGGAUUUUUCCAAUGAAAUUCCGAAAAAUGUGGCAGAAACGAGCAAGAUUGUGACCAACUUUCUGAAUCUUCUUACCAGCCAAUCGGCUCGCGACCGCGGACUAACGGUGUUCGGAAAUGGCUGCGUAUUCGACAUGUCAAGACCAGCGCGUGACAAACGGAAUGGGCAGGAAGAACGCGAUGGCGCGAAUAAAAGCAUCAAGUUCAUCGAAGGAUGUCCGAAUGCAAGGGUCCGGAAUGAUGGCGACACGACGCCGGCGCUCAUUCUCGAUGCAAAAACUGGAACAUUUUUCAAGACGCAGACAUUUGCUGAAUGCAUUCAAGCUUUUUUUGGCCGAAAUAUUCAUUUGGAUUGGAAUUCGAUUAAAAAUGAAAACGAAAGAGCAACUACCAGCAAUUUGUUCUCGAAAAUGCAUCAUUACGUGAAAGGUCUGAAAUUCGAACCAACUUACGACAAAAAGUCGUACACCUGCGUCGGGCUAACCAGAUUCCCAAUGUCCGAGGGAAAUCAAAUAACCCUUAUUGACUAUUUGGUCCGUGUUCUCAACGUAAGUGGUCCGUUCAAUGAAAAUCUGCCGGCGGGACGUGCAUUAAUUGACGGUGACAAGAAACGCGAGGUGAUGUUCUUCGCACUCGAGACAAUUAGAUUGCUUCCAUAUCAACGCGUUCCCAACGAGAAGCAGCUUGAGAAACCGAAACCGAUUCCACCCGGAAUUCGUUACAGCCAAAUUCAAAAAUUGCUGCACGAUCUCAAUUUAGACGCUGGCGGUGCUAAUAAUAAAUAUUUGAAAAUGUUUGGUGUCACAAUUUCGGCAAAUCCCAAGAUAGUGACGGCCAUCCAACGAGAAGCUCCCAUCAUACGUCGCAAUGAACAAAAGUUUGUUCGUGGGGCUUCUUGUUCCACUAUCGUUGUGGCUCAUGAUAAUCAGAAAAGUGUUGCCAACGACUGCUUGAAUUCGCUCAGCGAUGGCUGCAAACGGACAGGCAUUUCGGUAGACAAGUGGAUCAUCGAGGAUAUAAGUGCUUACAAGUUGGGCACCGAUUAUUACGAGACCCUCACGCGCGUAUCUGAUCACCAAGUGCAGCAAAAAUAUAAAAUUGGCUUGAUCAUAUUCAUCGAUGAUUUGGACAAUAAUUCGCACGACGGGCUGAAACUCGUCGAGAGGAAGUUUGUCAUUCCAUUCCAGCAGCUCACAACGGAGAUUGUGCUCGAGUUAACACAGAAACGUCUUACACUUCAAAACGUAAUCCGGAAAAUUAACAUGAAAUUGGGAGGACUGAACUACGAGAUCAUUCCAGAAAUUAGCGGGCGCGAUAAAUGGAUCUCAAAUGAGAAUAUGCUGAUCGUUUCCUACGAUGUUGCUCAUCCCGGACAAGUGAAUACGAAUGAAUGCGUGAUGGUUCCCAGCGUCGUAGGCUUCUCAUUCAAUGGAGCUUCUCAUAAGGAAGCGUUUGUUGGCGAUUUUCACUAUCAGUAUCCGAAGAAGGAGCAAGUCGAAUCGGGUAUUCUCAAGAGAAGAAUGAAGUGGAUUAUCGAGAAGUUUGUGGCCAACCGCAAAAGAUAUCCUCAGAUGAUUUUGAUAAUCCGCGACGGGGUGUCGGAAGGGCAGUAUCAAAUGGUAUUAGAUGACGAACUCAACGCGAUGAGAACCGCCUGUCAAGAGGUCGUCAAUCAGAAGAACCUCAAGAACUGGUCGCCCAAGUUCGCAGUCGUGAUUGCCACAAAACGAAAUCCAGCAAGAUUUUUCAAUCGGCUCGAUAGCAAGAUCUCAAAUGUCAAGCCGCUGACAGUAAUUGAUCGGGAUAUUACGAGAGCCAAUAUCAACGAAGCGUACAUCGUGUCGGCCAACGCGUUUCAAGGCACGGCAAACGCUGUCUGUUAUCAGUUGCUUCGAAAUGAGAUCGGCUUUAAGAAUAUGGACGAGGUAGAGGCACUUAUGUUGGCGUUGAGCUACCAUCAUCAAAUUUGCGAAACUCCCAUUUCACUGCCCGAGCCGGUUUAUCAAGCGGACGAGUGGGCGAAACGAGGAAACGAAAUGUGGAAUGCAUACGGUCAGAUUCUGAACAUCCCGAAAGUCGAAAAUCAAAAAUGUGCGGACUUUGAAUUUAUGACAGAAAGACUCGCAUAUUGGCAUUCUCCAAUCGGAGCAUCGCGAAUCAGUGCUUAA
This is a messenger RNA of Caenorhabditis bovis, 2700 nucleotides long. The record is from the annotation of a GenBank genome assembly. NCBI's taxonomy places the organism in Eukaryota, Metazoa, Nematoda, Chromadorea, Rhabditida, Rhabditidae.